Messenger RNA from Megalopta genalis, 4174 nucleotides. RefSeq lists its product as uncharacterized. NCBI's taxonomy places the organism in Eukaryota, Metazoa, Arthropoda, Insecta, Hymenoptera, Halictidae. The record is from RefSeq and is a predicted model, not a curated record. Gene Ontology annotation, cellular component: cytoplasm.
AAGCGAAGAGCGAUCAUGCCAGCUGUGAUCGUCGUCUGCACGCGGUGAUCGGUGCACGUGGUCGUUCGCGAGUGAUCGUGAAUUCGCGACCUCACCUUGGCCGGACAGUUUCUCCAUGGAGCCGGGCCCGAUCCUCCAAUGAAACCGAAAAAUCUGCCUCGGGUAAAAGUGAAGCGAACGAUCCGAGCGGUGAAAUCCGCGGCGACCUCUCGAGCACAGCCUCGCUGGAUCGGCAGUGAUCUAGGGGCCGAGUUCGCGCUAGUUAGCUGUUACGCUCUCUGUACGGUUACGGCGAACCGUUCUCUCGGCGGAACUUUUUCCUACGGGGCUCGCAAAGUGGAGUGCAGCAACCGGUGAAUGUAAGGCGAAGAUCGGCCCGAAGAGUGUCUUCGAAGUAGAAGUGGGCAUCGGACUGUGACAAGAGACUGCAGGACUUUCGUUGCUCUAGACACAGUGUCUGGCGGCAAUAAGGUCAAUAAAGUGGUGUGUACGAAGUAGUACGAAGAGAUGAGAAGACUGUUAAUAGGAUAGAAUCCUUUCGCUGACAACACUUCGACAGCAGAGGCAACAACGUCCAACGAUCGAUGAGAUCCGUAUCUUCUGAUCUUUGCAUAACGCUGACUUCGAUUGCACGUGGUAGCGAAGCGAAGAGAACACUUGAACACACACACACGCGCGCACGCACGCACACAAAGUGCUCGAUAAGAUAGCCGGAAUUCAAACAGCAGUUCGGUUAGGGGAUUCAGAUGGGACUUCCACUUUCCCAACCGAGAACAUUCGUGACUAAGUUUCCUGCACUUUGAGUCCACGGAUUGGGUAGAGGACAUCUGGUCCGGUUUCAUGGGAACAAACAUGCCGGACGUUAAACAGGAGAAGGGCAAAGCCAGCGAUCGUGUCAGCCUUAGACAGGGUCCAAGAUCGAGACCGUGCGAGGAUCACGGCGAGGACGAUUGCCACAGCGAGUACGAGCACGAGUUCGAGUCGCUGGAGUACGAGGAGGACGCCUAUUACUCGAAACUGACGGCGACUCCCAGCUUCGACGAUGUUAACGAGCUCAGCGACGCUGACGAGAUCGUCGUGCAUUGCUGGCGCGAUUCGAACGGCGAGAUAGAUGAAAUCGUGGUCGACGACGGCAAUUUGUCCGUCGAGACCCAGUUCCUGUCCGAGGACACUGAGGACGGCGCCACCGACCGCAGGAAUAAGAAGAAGAAGCGAAAGUCGGUCCGAGUGAUCUUCCAGGACUUCUCGAAGCCGUACCUCGCAAAGAUCAGCAACAGCCAGAAUUACAAGAAGUUCCUCGAAUUGGUAAAAGGAGAAGAUGCCACGAUGCACUCGUCAGGCUUCAUCUCGCCAUCCUCGGACACCGUUGUGAACGAGUUGCAAGGACUCUCCUUGGAGGAGCAGGAUCGCCAGAAAGCAGAAUGGAGCGCGGAACUCGCCAGAGUCGAAGAGGAGAUACAGACACUGAGACACGUGCUGGCGAACAAAAUCCGGGUCUCUCAAGAGCUGAAGAGGCAAUUGGGCAUCAGCGUAUGGAAAGAGAUCACGGACGAUAUGAACCAGGGCUUGAAAAACGUAAAGGAGAGCCAAGUUUAUCAGAACGUCGGAGAGAAACUCGGUCAGUUCACCAAGGCAGUCUCCGAGAACACUUUAUUUCAGAAGACGGAGUCCGUCUUCAAGACCACGGCUGAGAAAACGACCAGCAUCUUAGGAGGCUUUGGGAGCGGAUUGACCAUGAAGCUCGGUCAGAUGCGCAACUCCGACAGCUUCCGCUCGCUGGAGGAACGCGUCGGAUCGGCUUAUGAAAACAUGAAGACCAAAGUUGUGCCUUCAAGAUCCACUUCGAUGCAGAGCUUCGAUGACGCACUUCGAGAGACCGAGGCGGCGAGACGCGCGUCCGCUGCACCGUCGGCGACCAGUCCAACCAUUCCCGAAGACAAGCUUCUCUCUUAGAGCCGGCCCUCGAGUCCACAUCGACACCCGCCUCUUCUCUGCGUAACAUGCUGACGCGUCGAUCCGUGACGCCAGGUGUUUCGCCCUAUGCUACCUGUAAUCACUUUUCUACCGCAUUGCUAUAACCAGGGCUAAACGAUUCUCGCGUACAAUGGAUGGUGUACGAACCCCUUGGACGACGGUAUGGCUAGGUCCUUUCUCUACCGAGCUUUUCGAACGCCUCAUCCCAAUUCUCGGCUUCUAUCGGCUGACAAUUGCCGUCUAGUUUUAUUGGAACUCGGGACCCUGACAUAAGAGGAUGAACGCGUUACGGGGGAAUGCAGAGUGCAUGGAAAAUGAUUACACCAAGGAUACAGAUUGCAUUGUACAGCUUCGUUUAGUUUUGAGAAAAUUUGACUUGAAUAAUUUGAUUACUCUAGAUUUCAUAGCUGGUCUUGCUUAAAUUUGACGAUUUGACCAAUAGAAAUUUUAUAAUUUGUUCAACUUAAAUUUCACAAUUCGAGUAAUUUAAGUUCGAUAAGUUUCAUUAACUUAACAUCGACGACACGACUAACUUAAAUUUGACAAUUUGACUGUUGUCAAAUACUGAAAUACAAAUCAGUUCGUUCUACAUUUUUAGUUACCUACCUUCAGUCUCCGUCACAGUUUUUGACUCACUCUGUAUAUCUAGAUGUAUUGAUGAAAAAUGGACCUAAGUACCACCGUUUAAGAGGUCGCAAGGAACAUCCGGCCUUCGAUCGUUGGAGGAUCGAUGGAGCAGCGAGAACGCGACAUAAAUCAUUGUGUAAUUCAAUCGAAGACACCGAUCGAUUAAUGAUCUUUAACUGUGCGUUCCUUUCUACCACGCCAGAGAGUGUGCUCUUUCUAAAGUCGCGAAUCUGAUUGCGGAAGCUGAUUUUCGACGCGAAACAAUCGAUCUUUUUGUUGCGUUCGAUUUAUUUAUCUUUUUAUAUGUAAUUAUUUGGACGACCUCGUCGCGUUCCUCGAUCGAAAUUUGCGAAUUUCGUUUUGGUCGCGCGCGCGCGUUCUUUUCGCAUGCUUAGAAAGCGUCGCGGGCGGUGUUGCAUUUUUGUGUUGGGCCGUCAUGUUACUCAAGAAGAUGGCGAUCAAUUCCUUGUUUUAUUGAACUUCUUUGCACUAUAGCCGUUUUGAUAACGCAUAAGAAUAUAUCGUUGGGUACGUACCUUAAUGUUUUACGUUGCAACCUAUUUUCUUCGCACCGUCGAUACGUGAAAGUAGGCACACGCUUUAAUAGAUACUUACUGAUGACGUUGCGCUCCUCAGCACCGAUGUGUCGAUCCUGCGUCGGGAACCAUGCUAGCACCAUGCGGAAUAACGAUACUAUCCGACGAGAUUCGUGCUUCGACAAUACUGUCCUAAUGAUACGCCGUCGAUUUCUACCGUUUAAUUUCUUUGAAAACCGUCUAUAGUUUGGCUGACCUAGUCCCCGGGACCCGGUAGAAAGUACUGGUGUAAGUGGACCAAGAUAGAGAAAAAAUCUACGACGUUGAUAGAAUUUUCAUUGAAUAUAUCUCUUUGCUGGUCGAUACGGUUAACGAACAGCAUGACACGGCGGAAAGUCUGACAACCAGCAUCGUUCGGUCACGCGACCUCUUGCACCUGCACUCGACGGUCCGAUCUCGGUGGUCGGCCAAACUGUAACACCGAUCGAGCGUAUUCUUUUUAUUUACAUUCUACACAAUUCUGCAGCUUUCGUAUGGUUCUUGUCGCAGCCGUGACGUAGUCGCGAGUCGCGAAAGUGCUACAUGACGAUACGUUUCUUUUCUGUAACAGUAACCAUUGCAUCGGAAAAUAUUUAUCCAUACGAUGUUUAUAGAGGGAAUGAAAGUGACGUUUAUUUGAGAUGUUAAGAAUAAAGAGAUUUUCUAAUCGCAAAUUGUCCCCCACUUGGGAAUCGUGCAUAUUUUUUCUGGAGCUGUGUCAACGGAAUUAUGAUAAUAACGAUCGGAGCGUUUUCCGUUUGAAACGUGCGAACGACCAGAAACAACGAGCGUACACCGAAAAUACGUAAAAGUGUUUGAUGUAUUUAGUCCACGCGACGCGCGAGCUCGCGGAUGACCAUUUACCAAGCUAAGUGUCGAUGCAGAUCCAAUGCAAGUCCUACGUAUAUGUUGGUUUUGCGCUCAUGAUUGUCAUCCACAAUCUGCUAUACAAUCUACUUGUUCAUAUUGGUGAAUAAAUUAUUUUAUGAAAUGCCACA